UAUUUUUCUCCUACUUAUAUUCACGGUCUUGAAAGAUAUCUUAAUAUAAAACUAAUAUAUCUAUAUCUUCUAAGACCUUGCCUAUGUAUUAUAUAAAACGUAAAUUGGUUAGCCCGACCGCCGACUGUCGCGCUGAGGAUAUAAAAUAAAAUAUCAAUAAAGUGACAAGUGUUGAUUUUGUUUAGUGACUCUAUAUAAUAGUGUCAUACUGUUUUAUGUAUCUGUUUCCUAUGUGUAAUAUCUAGUUAGUAGUGAGUUAAUUUAAUUUCAUUAGUUGUUUAAAUGUUUAACAACUAUUGUUAUUACCUACCAUACAUAUUGGCUACUAGUUUUACUUCAGUGGAUUGUAGUCUGUCCUCUGUACUUUUAUAGUUCAACUGUACUACUGUCGAACCACUUCUGUGGUCAGUUGUCUAAAGUCUAUCAAUUUGGAAUUAUCCAUUCGCAAAAUAACGAACCACAAACUUUGUUCAGUUUUUGUUCUCCCAACUUGGUACGCUACACUAUAUGCAUACCAUAUUACUUCAAUCUUACGGUACCAUACUUGAUAGUUAAUACAUAAGCAGUCGGUGCCUUGUGAGUGUAGAUUAUUACAUUUUUGGCGACGAAAAUAGUAAAAUGCCCUGUUGUGCGCCUCUAUGUCCGUUUAAUGCUGUUAAAGUCAGUUCAUUUGGAGUGCCCAAAAACGAAACACUGAAGCUUAAGUGGGAAAAAGCUUUAGGUGUUAGUUUAAAACCACAUUCCAAAGUAUGCCGUAGACACUUUAGAAAAGAAGAUAUUACUGACACUUGGGAAUCUGGUGAAGGGUCUAGCAAAUACGUGAUAGAUUUAAAAAGACCAAAUCUUCGAAAAGGUGCUAUUCCUUACCGUUUUGCAUUGUCCGUACCCAAGGUACCAAUGAUUGAGGAUUCAAGGAGUAAUAAUAACAUAGAUACUGUAUCGCAGAAAGACAUUUCUUUGGUUUCUCAAUCCUCUAAAGUAUCAAAAGUUUUUACAGAUCAAGGUAAUUUGGGCAAUGACAAUAAAUCUGGAAGUGAUACAAUAAACGGAAGGAUUUGUACAAGUGUAUCUAAAAGAAUUGCAUCACCAUCAAAUUAUAUAAAUCCACCAAAAAGGAUUAAGAAAGAACAUUGGAUAUUUCAAGUAAUUUUAAACAACAAAAAUCAAGUUAUAUUUUCACAGUUAAGACAACACAAAAAUGAUUUCGCCAAGUGUACAGAUAAACCAUUAAUUUUAUCCAAUAUCUGAAACAUGAUGAACAAUGAAGAUCAAACAAUUUAAAUAAUUAAGAAGUUCAAGUUGAAAAAAAAUGAUUCAGAUCUUACUGGAUUUUUGAUUGUAUAUUAAAAUCACCUAAAUG
Aphis gossypii (cotton aphid) is the source of this 1360-nucleotide messenger RNA. RefSeq lists its product as uncharacterized. Bases 619 to 1248 code for a protein of 209 amino acids. The record is from RefSeq and is a predicted model, not a curated record. The transcript has 5 exons. Lineage: Eukaryota; Metazoa; Arthropoda; Insecta; Hemiptera; Aphididae.